This is a messenger RNA of Nelumbo nucifera (sacred lotus), 324 nucleotides long. RefSeq lists its product as uncharacterized. The record is from RefSeq and is a predicted model, not a curated record. Lineage: Eukaryota; Viridiplantae; Streptophyta; Magnoliopsida; Proteales; Nelumbonaceae.
AUGUACGAGGAGCAUAAUCGUUUUUCCCGUCAAAAGGUCCUCAAGCUGUUGAUAACCACACAGAUGACCAAGAUCCAACAGGUACAUGACCACGCCAUGAAAAUGAUGGGGUACAUUAACGAAUUGGAGGCUCUUGGUUCUCAACUCGAUGAAGACGCUAAAACUGAUGCCAUCAUUAACUCUCAGUCUCCCUCCUUCAAUCAGUGGUCAAUCAAUCAAGCAGAAGAAAGACAAAGCAUUGAAUGCAUAUCACUUUCGCAAACAGACCAGACACUAGAAGAGGAAUUAUCCUCAAUAUCUGGAAAUCAAGAACAAAGGAGGUAA